CAAUCUAUCUUUGAAAAUUAGGGUUUUACUCGUUGCCGUCUAUUCUUUUUAGUUCAGACACGAUCUUUGAAACUUUUUAGUUCUAGUCUUUCCGCAAUCCAUACUCCGUGUUCCAGAUGGCAGGAAAGGGCGAGGGUCCGGCGAUCGGGAUCGAUCUUGGGACGACGUACUCUUGCGUGGGUGUAUGGCAGCACGAUCGCGUCGAGAUCAUCGCAAACGAUCAGGGGAACCGCACAACGCCAUCCUACGUAGCCUUCACAGAUACGGAGCGUCUCAUCGGCGACGCCGCAAAGAAUCAAGUCGCCAUGAAUCCUAUCAACACUGUAUUCGAUGCUAAACGCUUGAUUGGAAGGAGAUUCAGUGAUUCUCCUGUUCAAAGUGAUAUGAAGAUGUGGCCAUUCAAGGUUGUUGCUGGACCUGGAGAUAAGCCUAUGAUUGUUGUUCAGUACAAGGGUGAGGAGAAGCAGUUUGCUGCUGAGGAGAUUUCCUCAAUGGUUUUAAUUAAGAUGAAGGAGAUUGCUGAAGCCUACCUUGGAGCGACAAUCAAGAAUGCAGUUGUUACUGUUCCUGCCUACUUCAAUGAUUCACAGCGCCAAGCUACCAAGGAUGCUGGUGUUAUUGCUGGCCUUAAUGUCAUGCGCAUUAUCAAUGAGCCUACUGCUGCAGCCAUAGCCUAUGGUCUUGAUAAGAAGUCUUCUAGUGUAGGUGAGAAGAAUGUUCUAAUUUUUGACCUUGGUGGUGGAACCUUCGACGUAUCUCUGCUGACCAUUGAAGAGGGCAUCUUUGAGGUCAAGGCUACAGCUGGUGAUACUCAUCUUGGAGGUGAAGAUUUUGAUAACAGGUUGGUCAACCACUUUGUUCAAGAGUUCAAGAGGAAGAACAAAAAGGAUAUUAGUGGAAAUCCCAGGGCUCUUAGGCGGUUGAGAACUGCCUGUGAGAGAGCGAAGAGAACUUUAUCGUCUACUGCACAGACCACCAUCGAAAUCGAUUCUCUCUUUGAGGGCAUUGAUUUCUAUUCAACAAUUACUCGUGCUAGGUUUGAGGAGCUUAACAUGGAUCUAUUCAGAAAAUGCAUGGAACCUGUCGAGAAGUGCCUCCGAGAUGCUAAGAUGGACAAGAGCACUAUACAUGAUGUAGUUCUUGUUGGUGGAUCUACUCGUAUACCUAGAGUUCAACAAUUGCUGCAAGAUUUCUUCAAUGGAAAGGAGCUUUGCAAGAGCAUAAAUCCAGAUGAGGCUGUCGCUUAUGGUGCCGCGGUCCAAGCAGCUAUUUUGAGUGGGGAGGGCAAUGAGAAGGUGCAGGAUCUUUUGCUGCUCGACGUCACCCCGCUAUCUCUAGGCUUGGAGACAGCCGGCGGCGUCAUGACUGUUCUGAUUCCUAGGAACACAACUAUUCCUACAAAGAAGGAGCAAGUCUUCUCCACCUACUCUGACAAUCAGCCAGGUGUGUUGAUCCAGGUUUAUGAAGGAGAGAGAACACGAACAAAAGAUAACAACUUGCUAGGCAAAUUUGAGCUCUCUGGCAUUCCUCCAGCUCCAAGAGGCGUCCCUCAGAUUACCGUUUGCUUUGAUAUUGAUGCCAAUGGCAUCCUGAAUGUCUCUGCUGAGGAUAAAACAACCGGGCAGAAGAACAAAAUUACCAUUACGAACGACAAGGGAAGGCUGAGCAAGGAGGAAAUAGAGAAGAUGGUCCAUGAAGCUGAAAAAUACAAGUCUGAAGAUGAGGAACAUAAGAAGAAGGUCGAGUCCAAGAACACAUUGGAGAACUACGCCUACAACAUGAGGAACACCAUAAGGGAUGAUAAGAUUUCCUCCAAAUUGGGUGCUGCUGAGAAGAAGAAGAUUGAGGAUGCUAUUGAUCAGGCCAUCCAAUGGCUGGAUAAUAACCAGCUUGCUGAGGCUGAUGAGUUCGAUGACAAGAUGAGGGAAUUGGAGGGGAUCUGCAAUCCUAUAAUUGCCAAGAUGUAUCAGGGAGGUGAGGGUAUGCCGGCUGGUAUGGACGAAGAUGGUCCUGCUCCAGGUGGUGGUGGCGCUGGUCCCAAGAUUGAGGAGGUUGAUUAAAGGGGUCUUCUUAUGAGCAGUUGGAGUUCUACGGAUGUUUUAUUUGCUGGUUAUGAAGUUUUGUCAAACGUUUAUUUUGAGUUAAUGAGCCCGGUUUAUGUCAAAGGGCUCUUCAUUUCUACUAUGGUUUUGUAACUAUUACAGUUUUUCUGCGCCUUCUGUAUGGCUGAAGGUUCUCUCGCAUUUUAUCUUUCAUGUUUGCCCGCCAUGAGUUAUUCUCUUUUUUUACCUCGUUCUAAGCUUGGUUUUUUUA
Messenger RNA from Dendrobium catenatum, 2313 nucleotides. Its product is annotated as heat shock cognate 70 kDa protein 2. Gene Ontology annotation, biological process: cellular response to unfolded protein; protein refolding. NCBI's taxonomy places the organism in Eukaryota, Viridiplantae, Streptophyta, Magnoliopsida, Asparagales, Orchidaceae. The record is from RefSeq and is a predicted model, not a curated record. Gene Ontology annotation, cellular component: cytoplasm. Gene Ontology annotation, molecular function: ATP-dependent protein folding chaperone; heat shock protein binding; ATP hydrolysis activity. The transcript is spliced from 2 exons. The coding region runs from base 117 to 2060 and encodes 647 amino acids.